Molecule: messenger RNA, 303 nt
Organism: Colius striatus (speckled mousebird)
Lineage: Eukaryota; Metazoa; Chordata; Aves; Coliiformes; Coliidae
Product: feather keratin Cos1-2-like
Exons: 1
Coding region: 1-303 (100 amino acids)
Cellular component (GO): intermediate filament
Molecular function (GO): structural constituent of cytoskeleton
Source: RefSeq, a predicted model, not a curated record
AUGUCCUGCUGUGACCAGUGCCAGUCCUGCCAGCCCUGCGGCCCGACCCCGCUGGCCAACAGCUGCACUGAGCCCUGCUGCAGGCAGUGCCAGGACUCCAACAUCAUCAUCCAGCCCUCCGCUGUGGUGGUGACCCUGCCCGGCCCCAUCCUCAGCUCCUUCCCUCAGAACACCGUUGUGGGCUCCUCCACCUCCGCCGCCGCUGGCAGCAUCCUCAGCAGCCAGGGAGUGCCCAUCUCCUCCGGGGGCUUUGACCUCUCCUGCAUCACCAGCCGCUACUGUGGCAGCAGAUGUCCCUGCUAA